CGGCAAAGGAGCUAACAUUUCAAAGUUUGGAUUAGUUUGAUUAACCUCUAAUCUAAUCUCUGAAGUUCUAUUAGGAGUAGAAUUAUGGUUUGACCUUUUGAAGUACUAGGAUGAUCAUCUAGUACUUAAUUGAAAUAUCGCAAAACGUGAGUCUAACACACGACGGUCAUGUCUAAUCUUGUCCGACAUGGGGUAACCGCCUCACGACAAAGGCAACAACAAGUUUUACUUUUUACAACUUUACUUCAAAAUAAAAGAUGGUUGUCCUCGUCAUCCUCGUGGUUUAGCGUUGGAGGAACCCAAGUCCAAAUUCUGACCCGGAUGGAUCAAAUCAUGUUUUCUAAAAAUUGCAUAUCUCGUCAUAAUAAUACUAGUCUAGUAAUUUCCUGUAGUAAUUUUCACACGUCUAGUCACCUAGCAGACAAUCGAGUCCGUGAUAAGUUCGAGACGGUCUCUAACAUUAAUAAGGAAAAAAGAUCGACUACUAUCCAAAUUCAACGGGUAGCUGUGACAUCCAGUGAUAUUUUACCAUCGAUACCUUCAACGACCCCACCAGGGUCCAGCCAAAAUAGAGAAUCACCUGUAACUCAUCUGUCGGAUAUUAGUUCAUCUCAAUCACAAAAAUCGACGCCAACAGCCCCUCAUACCCCACCGCGACCAAUCAAACCAAAAAAAGUUACCAAAUUCUUCCUUUUCAAGUUCUUUGAAUUUGUCAAAAAAUUUCCCGAGAAAAAAUUUCCAGGUGCCAUGAAUGUAUACAGGGUUUUUACGAUUGGAGUCAAGGAAUUUGCUAAAGAACUUGCCGAUUAUGUUCGAAUAUCUGGCAAGGUAAUCAUGUCAUCAAAUGGGAUUCGCAAUCUCAAUAGCACCGAAUUAGAUAUUUACUACAGAAUGCCAAAAGAAGUGACGAGAGUUGCUCCAACCCUUAUAAUCUCUGCUUUGCCCUUCAUGAAUUAUAUCAUGUUUCCUAUUGCUUAUUAUUUUCCGAAAAGACUGCUAUCAUCACAUUUUUGGUCUCUUCAACAAAAAUCUCAGUUCGCCAUCGAUCUCCAUCAAAGUAAACUAUUUAAUUAUCGUCCAGUCUUUCGCUCUCUUCAAGCCAACAUCGAGCUGAUAAGAGAUAAAUCUAUGAAGGAAAAGUGUCGGCAAGUUUUAGACAAGUUGGGCUCUGGGAGUCACCCGUCGCCUCGCGAAAUUAUGGAGAUCAAGCCCUUAUUUGAAUCUGAUCCAUUCAGCCUGCAAGCCAUAUACGGUCCACACGUGAAAGGACUCUGUCGAAUGCACGGAAUUCACACUCUCUACCUAAGCAGAAGAAGAUUAUAUGACAAGGCGGAAAUGCUCCAUGUCAUGGAUGGCGUCAUGAUUCGGGAUGGCAUUUUUAAUUUGAAGAUUGAAGACUUAAAAUCUGCCUGCUUUCUGCGUGGUUUAAAUGCGUCAAACACAUCGCAUGAAGACAUGAUGGAGUAUCUUCAACAAUGGUCAAGCAUUUCCACGUCGAUCUUCCCCCAUUCCUACUCACUCCUCCUCCAUCUUCCCAUCCUCCUGGCAUAUAACAAUCCAAAUAACUGGGCACUACUUGUUAAAUAAUUUUUAUGUUUUAUGUUUAUUAUAUUGAUAUUAAUUCCAGUAUUAUUGAUCCCUGUUCUAGGGCCUGCUGGUUUUUUGUUGAGUAUUAAGUUUUCGUUCAGGAUGGAAUACUUCAUUCAGGACUGAAUGAAGCUCUUAUGUCACCUAAAAUAAAUUAGACCUGUCUGUCGCAUGUAAAUCAUUCAUAGUCGUAUUCAUUUGAAAUAUGAAACAAUCAUGUGAUUUAUACCGUCGAUACAUAGAUAGAUUAAUAAAUAAAACGAAGAAAGAUGUACUUUUA
Folsomia candida is the source of this 1867-nucleotide messenger RNA. Its product is annotated as LETM1 domain-containing protein 1. Lineage: Eukaryota; Metazoa; Arthropoda; Collembola; Entomobryomorpha; Isotomidae. The record is from RefSeq and is a predicted model, not a curated record. Gene Ontology annotation, biological process: intracellular monoatomic cation homeostasis. Bases 169 to 1587 code for a protein of 472 amino acids. Gene Ontology annotation, molecular function: ribosome binding. The transcript has 6 exons. Gene Ontology annotation, cellular component: mitochondrial inner membrane.